Messenger RNA from Syzygium oleosum, 1787 nucleotides. Its product is annotated as pentatricopeptide repeat-containing protein At5g46100-like. The transcript is spliced from 2 exons. The record is from RefSeq and is a predicted model, not a curated record. Gene Ontology annotation, molecular function: protein binding. NCBI's taxonomy places the organism in Eukaryota, Viridiplantae, Streptophyta, Magnoliopsida, Myrtales, Myrtaceae. The coding region runs from base 191 to 1612 and encodes 473 amino acids.
UAUAGGUGUGACAGCUAAAAUACUUUAUUUGAUUCAGAUUUUCCAUGUUCGUGGUGACCGACACGGUUAUUGGAUGAUCGUUACCUGGCUUAUUCUGCUGACUGCCCAAUGUGGAUCAUCUUUUUGCGGGCGGAGGUCAGCGCAUUUUUAAUUUUGCCUGAGCUCUGAUUGGACUAAAAAGUUUGCUGCGAUGGCCAGUAGAUCAGUGAUCAAAUGGUCUAAUAAAAUUACAACGUCCCAAGUCGAGCAGCUUAUUAGGGCUGAAACGGAUGUACAGAGGGCAAUGCUCAUCUUUGAUUCGGCAACAGCAGAGUAUAGUGAUGGUUUUCGCCACGAUGAGAAAACCUUUACUCUUAUCAUAUCGAAAUUGGUCUCUGCAAAUCAGCUCUGGACAGCGGAAGACCUUCUCCAGAGAAUGAAAGAAGAGCAGUGCAAUCUUACAGAAGACAUAUUUCUCUCCAUCUGCAGAGGUUAUGGGCGGGUUCACAGGCCGCUAGAUUCGUUAAGGGUUUUCCAGAGGAUGCAGCGUUUCCAAUGCAAACCUUCACCCAAAUCAUACGUCACUAUUUUGGAUAUACUUGUUGAGGAAAACCAGUUGAAACUAGCUCUUAGAUUUUAUAAACACAUGAGGGCAAUCGGUGUAUCACCUACUGUUGCUUCCCUCAAUGUUUUGAUCAAAGCUUUGUGCAAGAAUAGUGGAACGAUGGAUUCUGCCCUCAAGAUAUUUUAUGAGAUGCCAAAUCGUGGAUAUGUUCCGGAUUCAUAUACAUAUGGUACUUUGAUAAAUGGAUUGUGUAAAUGGGGAAAAAUUAGUGAUGCCAGGAAACUAUUUGAAGAGAUGGAGAUAAAUGGUUGUUCACCUAGUGUAAUCACCUACACUUCCAUGAUUCACGGUCUCUGUCAAUCUGAGAAUUUAGAUGAAGCUUUUGGAUUGUUUGAACAGAUGGUGGGCAAAGGUAUUGAGCCUAAUGUGUUUACUUUCAGUUCAUUAAUGAAUGGAUUUUGCAAGAGUGGGUGUUCUUCUCAAGCAAUGGAGCUUUUGGAAAUGAUGGUUCGGAAACGGCUGAUGCCCAACAUGAUAACUUACAGCACUCUAAUCAAUGGGCUCUGUAAAGAAGGGAAAGUUUAUGAAGCUUUGGAGACUCUUGACAGGAUGAAGCUUCAGGGUUUGAAACCAGAUGUGGGAUUGUAUGGCAAGAUCAUUGCUGGCUUUUGUGACAAGUGCAAAUUUCCGGAGGCUGCCAACUCCCUUGAUGAGAUGAUACUAGAAGGAAUCUCUCCCAAUCGUUUAACUUGGUCUAUUCAUGUCAGAAUCCACCAUGCGGUUGUUCAAGGCCUUGCUGUUCAUGGUGAAAUAAAUCGUGCUUAUCAACUUUACCUAAGCAUGCAGGCCAGGGGAAUUUCUGUUGACGCUUCGACUUUCAGUGCUCUCGUUGGAUAUUUCUUGAGGAAAGGAGAUAUAGAUAAAGCUGCUCGGGUAUUUGAGGAAAUGGUGCAUGAUGGAUGUGCUCUGGACGAGGAAACAUGGAAGGCAGUUGUUGAAGGAUUUGUGCAUUGGGAGAAAGGGAUAGAAGCUGCUAACUUAUUGCCUGAAUUGAUUAGAGAACAAUGAAAGAAGCAGACAAGACUAUAAGGAUAUAAUCAUUAGUUCCAGAGCCAGAUAGAAGCAACAUGAAGGCCUGACAUCUCCAUUCAACAGGGGCCAUCUUUUUUCUCUCGAGCCCAGGCAAGUACAGAGAAAGCAUGGGGCGUUUCUGACGAUCCAGAAAUCACCUGAUUUUGGUGAU